This is a messenger RNA of Panicum virgatum (switchgrass), 1105 nucleotides long. Its product is annotated as histone H1-like. The record is from RefSeq and is a predicted model, not a curated record. Bases 92 to 808 code for a protein of 238 amino acids. Gene Ontology annotation, molecular function: double-stranded DNA binding; structural constituent of chromatin; nucleosomal DNA binding. The transcript has 2 exons. NCBI's taxonomy places the organism in Eukaryota, Viridiplantae, Streptophyta, Magnoliopsida, Poales, Poaceae. Gene Ontology annotation, cellular component: nucleus; nucleosome. Gene Ontology annotation, biological process: chromosome condensation; nucleosome assembly; negative regulation of DNA recombination.
GAAUCAGCGGCUCGGCACGCCAGUGAAAAAUCCGCUUGCAUCACGAGCACACUGAAACAGAGUAGAGGAGCGAUCUUUGCUGUUGUUUCCCAUGGCGACCGCGGCUGAGGAAGCUGCACCGGCCGUUGCCGUUGCGCCGGCGCCGGAGAAGGUGGCUGAGGUGAAGGAGGCGGCCGCUGUGGAGACGCCGGAGAAGGUGGAGGAGGCGCCGAAACCUGCGGAGGGGGAGGGGAAGAAAGCAGAGGAUGGGGAGGAGAAGAAGGCAGAGGCGGGGAAGAAGGCGCGGAAGCCGCGCAGCAGGAAGCCCAAGUCCGCCGGGCCGCACCACCCGCCCUACUUCGAGAUGAUCAAGGAGGCGAUCCUGUCGCAGGACGGCAAGGCGGGGGCGAGCCCGUACGCGAUCGCCAAGCACAUGGAGGAGAAGCACCGGGACGUUCUCCCGGCCAACUACCGCAAGGUGCUGGCCGUGCAGCUGCGCAACUUCGCCGCCAAGGGUCGGCUCGUCAAGGUCAAGGCCUCCUUCAAGCUCGCCGCGGCCGAGGAGAAGAAGGCCGCCUCCGCCACGAAGGCGAAGCCAACGCCGGCGCCGGCGGCUGCGGCUCCCAAGCGCAAGAGGACCGCGGUCCCCGCCGCGGCCGCCAAGAAGAAGCCGGCGGCCCCCGCGGAGGCGAAGAAGGCGCGCGCGAAGCGGGCGAGGAAGGCGGCCCCGGCGCCGGCGCAGCCGAUGCCGAAGCCGAAGCAGCAGCAGACCAGGCCCGUGCGCGCCGCCGUCGCCAAGAAGGCCGCCGCCAACAAGGCCAGCGCCUGAUGAACCGCCGCCGCCAGUGCUCUGUUUCGUUUUGGUCCCGUGUGCGCGCCGCCGUGUACAGCUAGUAGUUGUCGUCGUCGUUAAGCAGUUGUAGUGGUCGUCUCCGGCAGCUCGAUCGGGCCGAGCGCUCUGCUCCGCCGCUCGCUAGACCUUGUGUUGGAUUGUAAAUACCGAAACCCUGCGGGGGGUGAUGCCAAUAAGCGCGCGCUUGAAGCUUCUUUUGCUGGUGCUUGGAAGAAGAUGCCCGUGUGGUGAUAUGCUAGUUAUCUGGACUGUUGACCAUCGUGCUAGUUCUAA